This is a messenger RNA of Trichoderma virens Gv29-8, 1271 nucleotides long. RefSeq lists its product as uncharacterized. The record is from RefSeq and is a predicted model, not a curated record. Bases 125 to 778 code for a protein of 217 amino acids. Lineage: Eukaryota; Fungi; Ascomycota; Sordariomycetes; Hypocreales; Hypocreaceae. The transcript is spliced from 3 exons.
CGAGAAGCUGCCUUGCCGAUUUCCCAGCCGCUCACCUCACGCUCGUUCUUCUGCGCUCUUUUUUGUCAUCGCAAAAGAUUGAUUUAUUGUGUAUUCAAGAAUCAAGGCUGGUAUCAUCGUCAUAAUGGCGGAUGCGAAUACUAAGGAUGAUAAAGAUGCCCUCGAUGCCCUCGAGCUCGAGGCCAAGGAAUUUGACAAGGAUGCCGAAAUUGACCGGAUCCUCAAGGCAUUUCGCCUCGAUGCAUAUGCCGUCCUAGACCUGCAGCCCGGCGUCCCGGAAUCAGACAUCAAAAUGACAUACCGCAAGAAAUCUCUCCUCAUCCACCCCGACAAAACCAAGAACCCGCGCGCGCCCGACGCCUUCGACCGCCUGAAGAAGGCCCAGACAGAGCUCAUGGACGAGAAACACCGCGAGCGCCUCGACGAAGCCAUCGCCGACGCCCGCAUGCUGCUCAUCAGGGAGAACAAGUGGACCGUCGACAGCCCCGAGCUCAAGACGGACGAGUUCGCCAAGAAGUGGCGCGACAAGGCGCGCGAGGUCCUCAUCGACAACGAGCACCGCAGGAGGCGCCAGAUGAAGGCCCAGCUGCAGGAGGAGGGCAGGGAACAGCGCCGGCAGGACGAGGAGGUUGAGGAUCGCAAGCGCAAGAGGCAGCACGAGCAGGACUGGGAGGCGACGCGGGACGUCAGGAUUAAUAGCUGGCGACAGUUUCAAAAGGGCAAGUCGGGCGGCGACUCAGACAAGAAGAAGAAGAAGAAGCUUAAGCCGAUUGGUUGAGGGAAGAUGGGUGAGGAAAUAUACUAAAUGAAAGGAAUGUUCAGAGCUUUUCCCUUUUCCCGCCCUUUCGCUCUUAUGGAGAGAGGGAGGGAGAGAGAGGGGACAUGGAGUUAAAGGGUUUUGGUUGGAGGAUAUCAUCUUUCCUUGUGAGUCGCUUGAGUUUAAUGAAGGUUUUACGUCUGACAAUGGUAGCCAAGCAUACACCAUCGGCACAAACAGGUCUCAGCAGAAUCUCGCUGCCUCGACAAUGAUUUGGAUCAUGGUGAGCAUGGUUCUGGCACAGAUAUAGAAAGAUGGGAUCACAGAAUAUGCAAUUUUCUACAGGACUGAUGAAUAUGGUUGUAAACUACUACUACAACCAUAUUCAAGUCAAGUCUUAGAACACGAGCACAUAGAAACUACAUAGGUAGCAAGCAGCGCCAUAUAUAUCAAAGAGGGGAGAUUGGCCUCCGCGAAAUCGCGUCUCUUCGUCCCCCUCUCCCCCUUUCUUUUU